AUGAUAAGGAGGCGGCGUUGCCAGUUUGAGGAAAGCUGGCAAAUAUUUAAGUCAGAGCUGGCCCAGUUGAGAAGCGUUCCACCUGUAGCUCGCGCACAUCCACUUGACCCUGAAUGCACACACGCGGUCACAUCACCUGGGCGUUACCAGGGCGGGACGCGCCGCCCAGAUUCCUCCGGGGCUAAGCUCUUACUUCCGCAGAAGAAAGUAACCCCUCCCCCCCCCACGCGGAGUGACUCAGGCAGAAAACUCGUGACAAAGACAAUGAGGGAAUAUCUUCGCCGGCAGCCUCCUCAACCUCCUUCCAGGGCUGAUUCAGAGCCACCACUUUCUCCUCAGCCUAUUAUCCACAUUCUCUCUUUCGACACAGCGUUAGGAUUCCGCUCCAGCUCACAAGGCCAGGUCAACUCAGCAGUGGUUGUAAAAGAACAUUCCAGUGUUCAUAUCUACCUAGGAUUGGCCCUCAGGAAGCCCCGAACUCUAUCCACUAGAUUAUCGGCUUUGGAAUCCGAACUGGAGAGGAUGGCACGACAAAGAGCACAGCCUAACUUGGAAAGCCUCAAACAAUCUCUGGUCCGAGCAGUUGAGCGUUUUCCUCAAGAAGUGCUGCGUGCUGCUAUUAAUGACUAACUUGUGGGUUACGGCUAUGACGGGGUUCGUUCACCGGAGAGCGUCUACCUCUGUGACGCUAGUUCGUCGCUGAUUACUUCUUCAGGCGACCCAUCACGAACGUAUGGGACCGCUCAUUAUCCGAAUAUCCACCAUCCAUCACCAACCACUUCUAUAAAUAAACUUAGAAGCCUGAGAGGUGGAACUAGAGAGCCGAGGAAGUGGUGGCUAGAAUCCGUUACCUUUGGUAGCCUAGAUCGGCCGGCCUGGUAUUCAGGUAUUCGUUUGGUUCACCUGCCACAGUCACUUUCCACGACCUCCGGAGGACGUCCUCGGAGGGUAGGUUUCAAAACGUCUUCUUCUUUUAUUCACCUCUACAGAGAAGAAGAAGAAAGAAAAAUCGAGCUUAGCACUUUCACGUGUCCAGAGCGGGCUAACGGUAAGCAGGAGAUCCACUUCUAA
Nezara viridula (southern green stink bug) is the source of this 1071-nucleotide messenger RNA. The record is from the annotation of a GenBank genome assembly. NCBI's taxonomy places the organism in Eukaryota, Metazoa, Arthropoda, Insecta, Hemiptera, Pentatomidae.